Messenger RNA from Symbiodinium natans, 738 nucleotides. The record is from the annotation of a GenBank genome assembly. Lineage: Eukaryota; Dinophyceae; Suessiales; Symbiodiniaceae.
AUGCUCUUCAAAAGCAGCUUUCUGCUCGCGAUCGCCUCUGUCGUGGCGGAGUCCGUGACCAAAGUGAACGUUGGAGACUUCUGUGGCCAUGCAGACAAUGGAGACUAUCACCAGUGCGCAAGCUCACUUGACUGCAUGAGUGGCCAUUGCCAAAUGAAGCGUGGAGUGCUGCUACGAGGAUCAGCACCUGCACACAGUCCGGUCGCUCAUGACCCGGUCGUCCACCCGAUGGUCCACCCGGAGGUCCACCCGGUGGUCCACCCGAUGGUCCACCCGAUGGUCCACCCCAUGGUCCACCCGAUGGUUCACCCGAUGGUUCAUCCUGGCUACAGUCCGAUGAUUCCAGCAACGCAGCCCGCGAUUGCCCUGGGCGCGAAUUUCCAGAAAUGGACCAGUGACGACCCGUCGAAGUACUUGGCAGAAGGGGCACGCUGCUUCCCUGCCACGUCCAAGACAUGUGCUCCCUGGAAUGGCUGCUACAUACACCGUCGGAAUGGGUAUCAGGGCCCUCCUCAAGCAGGCGAUAUCGGAACCUGCAUGGCGCAUCUGGUGCAGAGAGGCCAGCGCUGCGGCAAGGCGGCGGCGCAGUACCACUACAUCAACGUCGGGCGAUGCCCACCGUACAUGAACUGUGUGGCAGACGCCGUCUACCGCCCAGGCAUGCUUGGCAGUGGCAGCUGCCAGCAGAACCUGGGUGGCAUGCUCCUUUCCGCAGUCGACCACUUCCACAUAGUUUGA